CGGGAGUGCCCCACUCGCACUCCCUUUACACUUACGUACAUCAGCGGAUCUCCCAGGAAGGACAAAUUAACGGGACACAGUCGAUGGAAACGUGUGUGUGAUGUAAAAACCCGGUCCGGAUGCGUCGGUUCAUUGCACUUAUCGGGAAAACUAUGGCUGUUUCUAAAGACUGACUAUUUGGGACACUACUCUUUUUACUUUUCCGUUCAUCCAAACCGGCCAGUCAUUCAUUCAAUCAUUUAUAAGCUGCUGCAUCCUGUUUGUAGACUAUAUAAACCCAUCCCCUCCAUUGGUGUACGUUUCUGAGUCCUGCCGUGAGGAUGGAUACCCGGCUAUCUUUCCCCAGGUACCCGCUGCUGGUGCUGCUCUGCACGGUCGCUGCUCUGUCAGGGAUCCGGAGCCCAGUGGCUGCUGCUGGGAGGAGCUGCGCCGACACCCGGCAGGUGUACGCGGAGAAGGGGUACGGCACAGACAUCGCUCCGCUGACUCAGAUCUCCGGUGAGCACCUGCGGCUCUGUCCUCAGGACUACACCUGCUGCUCCAGUCAGAUGGAGGAGACGCUGGCGCUUCAGAGUGAUAGGGACUUCCUCAGAGCCGUUGAAGACAACAGCCAGUUCCUUCUGACCACCUUCACCCAGAGACACCGCAGAUUUGAUGAGUUCUUCAGAGAGCUUAUAGACCUAUCAGAGAAGUCUAUGAACCAGAUGUUUACCAAGACCUACGGCCGUCUCUUCACCCAGAAUGCACACGUCUUCCAGGAGCUGUUUGUGGAGCUCCGCAGAUAUUAUUCUGGGGGCAGUGUAAGUCUGACAGAGGUUCUGUCAGACUUCUGGUCCAGACUGGUGGAGCGGGUCUUCUCACUCGUCAACCCCCAGUAUCAGUUCAGUGAGGAUUACCUGGAGUGUGUCAGCAAACACGCCGAACAGCUGCAGCCAUUUGGAGAUGUGCCCCGCAAACUACGCGUACAAGUUUCCAGGGCUUUCAUUGCUGCCAGAGCACUGUCUCAGGGCUUGGCUACUGGUCGGGAUAUUGUUAACAAAGCAACAAAGUUGACUGCAGAUUCAGAGUGUGUGCGUGGCCUGAUGCGUCAGUGGUACUGCCCACUGUGUCGAGGCAUGCCCUCCCUGCGGCCCUGCCACUCCCUGUGCCUUAACGUGAUGAAGGGCUGCUUAGCCAAUCAGGCUGACCUGGACACCGAAUGGAACAAUUUCAUUGAUGCUCUGUACCAGGUUUCAGAGAAGUUGGAGGGACCAUUCAACAUGGAGCUUGCAGCUGACUCCAUCUCCGUGAAAGUGUCGGAGGCCAUCAUGCACAUGCAGGAAAACAGUGUCACCAUCUCCACUAAGGUGUUCCAGGGCUGUGGAAGCCCCAGGCCUGCUCCAGGUCGGUCUAAACGCUCACCGAAAGAGUCGGGGGGAAACAGGAGGCCUUUCCGCACCUACAGCCCUGAAGAGAAACCCACCACUGCUGCAGGCACCAACCUGGACCGACUGGUUACUGAGCUAAAGGAACGACUGCGGCCUAUGCGGGGCUUCUGGGUGUCCCUCCCACACACCAUCUGCAACGAUGAGAAGAUGGCUGCCGACGUCACUAAUGAGGACCGCUGCUGGAAUGGGCAGACCCGGGGGAGGUACCUCCCGGACGUGACAGGUGAUGGGCUGGUCAGCCAGAUCAACAACCCUGAGGUAGAGGUGGAUAUUGCCAGGCCGGAUGUAAGGACCAGACAGCUGAUCAUGGAGCUGAGGGUGGUGACCAACAAACUGAGACAUGCUCAGAGCGGACAAGACAUGGACUUCAUGGACAGUGAGGAGGGCAGUGGCUCAGGGGGUGGAGAUCAUGGUGAAAGGUACAAUGAUGAUUGGCCAGGCUAUGGGCCUUACUCUCCCCCAUACAAACCCCCUCGUAACCCGGUCUCCAACCCCGCAAAGCCUCCUCGAGUCCGAGACAGAAACGGGUCCAAGUGGAACAGAAACAACGGCCAUGGACGGGUUCGAUCUGCAUCCAGUGGGCUUACCUUCUCCCUGGUUUCUUUGUUGUCUUUGCCUUUCAUGGUCACUGUUGCCCCCAUGUGGAGAUAGCUGGUUAUUACAGUCUGGUAGUGGAGGUUUUCUGUCUUGCUCAAGUCUUAAGCACAUUAUGAAGAAAAACAAAGUCAUUCCAUUUGGUUACACCAGCAGAAACAAAAUGACAAAACAGGCUAAUUUAGCAAUAAUCAGAAAUCUGUUUACAGCACAAAACAAAUUAAGUGAAUAUUUUUCCUACUGUACAAGCCUCAAAAGAGGCAUUACCAGACAUUGAUGACAACUAACAAUAUUUAAUUAAUGGGUACUGCCCUUUUUUAGUGCCAUUUGUGAGAUGUAUUGGAAUCUUGACGCUGGAGCACCUUCGAGAAAGGGGAACAAAAGUGCUGCAGCAGAAAAAGAAUUAGCAACAUGUUUGGGUGAUGGAGCUGAUGGUCUCAUGGUUUGGUGCUCUGUGAGAUGGAGAUUAGUUGUGCCAGUUAAUUACUGUGUAGUUUCGGUGAGCAGCUGAUAUGAUCUGAGUGCAUUUAUUUGCUGCCAUUCUCAUGAAAUUAGGUUGAUUAAUGUAAUUGAUUUGAUUUCAGUCAUGGGUGUGGUUCAUUUAGUUCAUUUUUUUUAAUCUUGUGGAAGUCGUGAGAUGUAAUUUAAUCGCUUAAUUGAACCUCCUAUUUUGGCUUAGGAAUUUAAAAAAGUCACGGAUGACUCUUGAAACCAAACAAGGGGCUUAUUUUGAAUGUACCUAAAAGCUCAAAUUAAUUUGGGUUGCUUGUGAUGACAAGGGGUUAAUUAAUGUAAUAUAUUGGUGUUUUUAAUUUAUUUGUAAUAUUAUAUUUCAUUUUUCUCAUUAUUAUGAUUUUUAAGGCAAAGGGUUGGAUGUUUUUAUCUUUGAAAAGAUUGUUGUCUUUAACUUCCUCUGGUGAAAAAGAAAAAAGGAAAAUCCAGCUCUAUUUGAUCAAUCACAACUAGACACUUAAUUAUCAUAUGAAAUUUGGCCACAAGACCAGCUAUCAUUUUUUUAAUCUUAACCAGAGAUUGUUGAGGAGCAACAUGUGUGAAUGUGUGUGUGUGUGUGUGUUUGUAUGGUGGUUUUAUAUUGUUUUUUGUUAUAUGUCCUUGUUUCAAUUUUCUAGUUCUGAGGUUAUGCUGAGAAGAUAUUGGGAUGUUUCAUAGUGUGCUUUUUUACUUAUUUUUCCUAAAAGCAACAAAAGAUGAUGAAAACACUGAGUGAGCUGUUGAUGUGACGCAAAAUUAGACUGAAUGUUGACGGAAAGACAAAUGCUGUCAAGGUGUGUGGCUUCUAAUUUUCAUAUGCUGAAUGUGUUUUGUCAAAGAUAAAAUCAAAGAUUUUUCAUGAAGAUAAAAAAAUUUGUUGGUGAAGAGUUGGUCAUCGAUGUACAGAAACAAACAUGAGGGUGAGCUUGAAGUAAUAGUUCGACAUUUUGGGAAAUACUCUUAUUAGCUUUCUUGC
Messenger RNA from Seriola dumerili (greater amberjack), 3489 nucleotides. RefSeq names its product glypican 2 (gene gpc2). The record is from RefSeq and is a predicted model, not a curated record. The transcript is spliced from 11 exons. The coding region runs from base 321 to 2078 and encodes 585 amino acids. Gene Ontology annotation, cellular component: synapse; cell surface; plasma membrane. Gene Ontology annotation, biological process: regulation of signal transduction; smoothened signaling pathway; regulation of protein localization to membrane. NCBI's taxonomy places the organism in Eukaryota, Metazoa, Chordata, Actinopteri, Carangiformes, Carangidae.